Messenger RNA from Rhodotorula graminis WP1, 2163 nucleotides. RefSeq lists its product as uncharacterized. Bases 1 to 2124 code for a protein of 707 amino acids. The record is from RefSeq and is a predicted model, not a curated record. Gene Ontology annotation, cellular component: transcription factor TFIID complex. Lineage: Eukaryota; Fungi; Basidiomycota; Microbotryomycetes; Sporidiobolales; Sporidiobolaceae. The transcript is spliced from 7 exons. Gene Ontology annotation, biological process: transcription initiation at RNA polymerase II promoter. Gene Ontology annotation, molecular function: protein binding; RNA polymerase II general transcription initiation factor activity.
AUGCUCGCCGACCCGCCGUCGUGGGAAAAGGGCUACCAGGGCCUGCGCACCUUUGUCGACAACUCGCUCGACAUCCACCGCCCCGAGCUGUCGCCCCUCCUCCUCCCCCUCUUCGUCCACUCGUACCUCGACCUCGUCCUCGUCGGCUACCGCGACGCCGCCGACCACUUCCUCGCCCGCUUUGCGCCCGACCACUCGCCGCUGUACCCGGGCCUGGUGCGCCUCCUCGCCUCGUUGCGCCUCGCGACCCACGUCACCGAGAACGAGCAGGCCAUGCGGUGGCGCCACGAGCGCUACCACGUCCGCCUCUCGGAGCGCGGCUGGGGCCUCCUCCUCGGCUGGCUCCAGGGCGGCGGCCUCCACGGCGCGAGCGAGGGCACCGAGGGUCGCGGCAGGGACCGCGUCCUCGCCAUCAUCAACGAGCGCGUCAAGGUCGACGCCGUACCUGGCCCCCCCCUCUCGUCGACCCUCACCUCGCACGGCCUCGCGUCCGACUACGCCUCGCUCUCGCGCGGCGGCGCGCCGCCCGCCCCGUACGGCGCCGACGGCGUCGCUCCCGCGCUGCGCCUCGGGCCGGCCAAGCUCCACCCGCAGCUCGAGCGCGAGGUCAAGCGCACGCUCAAGGACGCCGGCGAGGACGACGACGAGAUGGACGUGGGCGGCAAGAAGGAGGACAAGGCGGUCGGUGGUCCCGAGGGUGAGGGCGCAGGAGGAGCCGCUGACGGCGAGGGCGAGGGCAGCGGCGAGGGUUCGGCGGCAGCAGCAGGAGGAGCAGGCGGCGACAAGGCGGCGGGCGACUCGGGCGACGCCAAGCCGUCGCUCGUCGGCGACGCCGCGUCGAGCGACCCGUCGAGCACGUCGCUCGGCGACGCGCAGCUCAUCUCGCCGUUCAAGGACGACCUCCCGCCGUACCCGUCGUCAUUCCGCACGCUCGACGUCGCGCGCGAGGUCGAGCGCGUGCGCGAGGCGCGCAAGCGCAUCCGGCUCGGCCCCGCCGCGGUGCGCGACGACUUGCGCAAGGGCGUCGCCAAGCCGAGCGUGUGCCUGUUCACCCUGCACGACUCGGGCGACUCGCUCUCGACCGUCACCUUCUCCGAGGAUUCGACCGUCAUGGCGACCGGCUUCACCGAGUCGUACAUCCGCCUGUGGAGCCUCGACGGCAAGGGCCUGCGCGCGCUCCGCACCGACCUGUCGCCCGACGAGGCCGACAAGAUCGACACGCCCGACGGCCUCUCGAAGCUGUACCAGCCCGACGCGCCGCAAACGCGCAAGCUCAUCGCGCACUCGGGCCCCGUCUACUCGCUCUCGUUCGACCCGGUGCCCGGGCCCGCCGCCGCGCCGCGGUACCUCCUGAGCGCGUCGGCCGACACGACGGUGCGCCUGUGGUCGCUCGAGACGUACACGAACCUGGUCGUGUACCGCGGGCACCGCGAGCCCGUGUGGGCCGUCGAGUGGGGCCCGCGCGGCAUCUACUUUGCGACGGCGAGCCGCGACCGGACGGCGCGCCUGUGGACGACCGACGACGUCAACGCCGUGCGCAUCUUUGCCGGCCACCUGAGCGACGUCAACUGCCUCUCGUUCCACCCCAACUCGCUGUACCUCGCGACGGGCUCGUCGGACCGCACCUGUCGCCUGUGGGACGUCCAGAAGGGCCACUGCGUGCGUGUCUUUAUCGGGCACCGCGCCGCCGUCCAGGUCGUGCGCGUGUCGCCCGACGGGCGGUACCUCGCCUCGGCCGGCGACGACGGCCUCGUCCUCCUGUGGUCGCUCGCGACGGGCCUGCGCCUCAAGACGUUCUACGGUCACGACGCGCCGAUCAACUCGCUCGCGUUUUCGAACGAGAGCUCGGUCCUCGUGAGCGGCGCCGCCGACGACACGGUGCGCGUGUGGGACGUGGCGACGCCGCCGGGCGACGGCGCCAACCCGUCCGACGUGCCCUCGGCGCAGGGUGCGGCGGGCACGGCGGGCGCGUCGGCGGGCGGGGCCGGCGCCGGGGCAGGAGCCCCGGACCUGCUCGCGACGCUGGCGACCAAGCGCACGCCGGUGCUCGAGGUCAAGUUCACGGCGCGCAACCUGUGCCUCGCCGCCGGGGCGAUGCGCGAGGUGCCGCCGCCGGCACAGUGAGUCUCGUCUCGCUGCAACGACGGUGCGCGCAUGUCCAUG